GAAUUUGUCUGUUCCGCUGAUUCUUGAUGGUGGAAGUCAGUGUCACUGUUUCAUCAAAGUGAAUGGGGUGAAACAGCAGUCAUGUAUUGUCUGAGUGGCAGUUGAAUUUUCCUAUCCAAACUCCUGAGUGCAUUUCCAUUACUUUAUUUCUGCCUGCCUCAUUAUGCAAGGUGAGUGUAAAGUUAGGAGCCUCUGUUUUUUUCUUUUCUGUCUUGUUACAAACACACCCGAACUUAUGCAUCCAAAUCCAAACUGUUGUCCCCUUCAUUAUUGUUCCUUGAGAAGACUAAAUACUUAUUUGAAUGCUGUGGCUAUUAGUCAGAUUCAGAAAGGUUUUACAACAUCCCUCUCUGGGAUUGCCUUCAGCAAAUGCUUUAGAAAACCCUCCCUCCUAACAUAUCUUUGUCUGUUGAGGGUGAAUUUGAUAUUUGGAAGUUAUCAAAAGAUCUGACAUAUAAAGAACCAAAUGUGAUGUAUGAGUUCUGGGUGAUCUGUCUGGGUCCAAAGCAGGGUGUGACCCCAAAUCCUUUUGGUCUCCAUCUCAGGAGUCUUCCUGGGACAGCAGUCACCAAGACAAAGCAUACCCAAAGCAGGCACCUUUGCCACCUCUACCUUACAUUUCCCUACUCUUUUCUUAUACAGGAAUAAAGGUACUGAUUUUGAGAAUUUGGGAGCCUAACUUUCUGGUCUAUUCGUUGAAAGAAAGAAAAAUAAUUCGUGUUUUAUGGAUAUGUCUCAUCUGUGUUGUAUGUGGUAUCUUUUGAUGGCCACAGCAUUUCAAAAUGACGGCAGCUGCCCUGGUUGAGGCAAAUAUAUCUGUUCCAAACCCCAUUCGGUAACUCUGUCCCUCUUGGACUCACUGGGCUGGACAGGGAAGGUGUAAGACUCCUCUUGCCCACUGCUGUCUCACACCCUGUCACGUGGCAGUGACUUGGCCAUGCUCACCUGCUGUGGUUGUAGAGAAGAUGAGAUGGCAUCCCCUUCCCGUGGAGUGCACAGCUGUCCCAGGAUUGGUGGAGGUACAAAAGCGAUCCACAGAAUGCUGGAGAGAAUCCUCUCAUGCUUUGGAGUGGAAUUUCUGUCCAGAAGGGCCCUGGGAGAAAAGACACUGGGGAACCUGGUGGAAACGCUGUGCUGGUCACCUUAUUUUCCUUGCUUUUUUCUUUUCUUCUUUGCUGUUCUUCACCCUGGCAGUUAGGUGAAGGAAGAUAGCAGGAUUCUUUCAAGUGAACCUGACAGGAGGCAGAUCACCUGAGAUAGUGUUUGUAUACUGUAAAAUUUGGGGAAAUCACGAGUUAUUAGGACCAUUUCCAUGGUGAGCUAAGUGGCGUUCCUCAGAGAGGAACGAAAGAUCAAAGGUCAAAGUGAUGUCCACUGCAGAAUCUGUGAAAAUUGGUUGAAUUCCAUAUAGAAGGCUUUGGAGAACACCCCACGUUUGGUAAAACUACAGAGCAUUUGAGUCAAACUGGACCUCAACAGGGUUAUUCUGGGGCAUUUGAGGCAGCAUUUGCCCUGCCCUCUCCUCUUCCCCAAGCCAGUCUCCUGGGAUGUUGGAAUUUUCCUUUUCCUGUGCUGGGAAACUAAAAAAAGGGGGUUCUUAAGAGAAAGAACCCAGUCUCUUCCCAUAUAUGCAUAAUCAUUUAUGCCUGCCGAGGCAGGUCACAGGUAUUCAUGGGGUUUGUGGCUCGAGUGCUUUGUGGCCCAGUCAACAAUCAAUCUGAUGGAGAAAUGCCUGGCUGAGGGGAUGGAGCAAAACACCAACUCUGACUUCCAUCUCAAGUGCCAUUUCUGCCCAGCCCAGGAGUUUCUGGGAUAAGCCCUGCCCCAUCCACGUCUGCAGGAAAUAGGAACCCAAACCCUACUUCCUAGAUCUUUCUGCAAAAGGCCGUGGUUGUGACCCUUAUUUCUGAAUCCAAGACCCUGCAGAGUUCAGAAAGGUCAUUUUCCCAAAUUAGCAACUGCUGGGCUACAGGGACCUCUCUGACCUGAUGAAGUUGGGUGGCCCUAGGGGCCCUGUGUUCUGAGCUGUCUUUCUCAUAGGCAGUGGGAGGACACACGUACUUACUGAGCGGCCCCACAGCUCCCUUAAAUUCAGGAUGCUUCAGGAUAAGGAGAUUCUGCUGCCCAAAGACCUGCGGCAAGGCUUGUAAGGGCUCGAACUUUGGCUUCAGGUUCUGGAGAUUCAAGCUGUCUAGUGAGAGUCCAUCCCAUGACUCCCUGGGUUAGAAGAAUAGUUGUGAUUUUUCUGCUUUCUCACUUCCUCUCUUUAUUCUUUUUCCACCAACCUGAGCAUGAGAGAUGAGAAUGAUCCUCUAGGACAGGGGUUGCCAAACUAUGGCCCGAGUAUCUUUGUAAAUAGGGCUUAAGAGAGCACAGGCACGCCUAUUUGUUUACUUCUUGUCUGUGGCUGCACUCACGCUACUAUGGCCGAGUUGAGUAGUUGCAACAGAGACCUUAUGGCCCUCAGAGUCUAAAAUAUUUACUCUCCGGCCUUUUACAGCGAAAGUUUGCCAAACUGCUCUAGGAGGUCGGUGGGGGUGAGGGGCAGUUUGUCCUUUUAUAGGCAUUCUUGCCCACCCAGAAGUCAGCAGGAUGACACAGGGAAGGAAAGCAUUUGGAGGCUCUGCCAGGCUGGAAUACCACACAGCCAUCCAUCAUCUUCGAUUCUGUCCCUAUAGGAGGAGCUUCCAGGGGGGCUGGAGAGCCCCAGGGGAGUCAAGUGAGGGUCCUGGGUUACCUCCUGUAGCCCCCCACUCCCAGCACACACCUGGCGCUGCAUCAGGGAUCAAACCACCCUAAUGCCCGCAGCUGGGAAACCCCAUCUUGGUUUCUGUUCAGUGUUAACCCGUUCGUAGGGAACCACGGUUUCUCCGCAGCACGACACUUGACUGAUUCUUGGGUCUGUUGUCAGAGAAGAAUGCCAGGCUACCUUCUGGGAUCACAGACUCCUAGGCCCACCUCUUCUCUCCGACCCCAGUGUCGCUUUCUGAAAAAUACCUUUGGAGCUGAGACAAGACACAUCUGCCAGAUCUCACUUAAACUUUUGUGUGUGUCUCAGAGAGCCUCCACCUGCAGACAAAAGCCUUCUUGAUCAGAGCCCUAGUCCCCUCAGGGGCUAGGACGUGUUUUCCUUGCAGUUUAGAGCCAGUGUGUCAUCCAGAUGGCUUUACCCCGCUCCGAAACAAGUUGUACGUGCAUUUAGAGGCAGUCAUUACCUACUGCCUUGUUUUUGUUGCUGUCUUGUUUUGUCUAGACCAAGCCGUUGCUGCGAGGAAUCUGGCUGAUGGCUGGGCACGGCCUUCUGUAGACCUGCCAUCAGAAAAUUCCGGGUAGAUAUGCCUGGCUCAGGCAGCGCCUUCAUCCCCACCAUCAACGCCAUCACGACCAGCCAGGACCUGCAGUGGAUGGUGCAGCCCACGGUGAUCACCUCCAUGUCCAACCCGUACCCCCGUUCGCACCCCUAUAGCCCCCUGCCGGGCCUGGCCUCUGUCCCCGGGCACAUGGCCCUCCCAAGACCCGGCGUGAUCAAGACCAUUGGCACCACUGUGGGCCGCAGGAGGAGAGACGAGCAGCUGUCCCCUGAAGAGGAGGAGAAGCGUCGAAUCCGGAGGGAGAGGAACAAGCUGGCCGCGGCCAAGUGCCGGAACCGCCGCCGGGAGCUGACGGAGAAGCUGCAGGCGGAGACGGAGGAGCUGGAGGAGGAGAAGUCAGGCCUGCAGAAGGAGAUCGCCGAGCUGCAGAAGGAGAAGGAGAAGCUGGAGUUCAUGCUGGUGGCCCACGGGCCUGUGUGCAAGAUCAGCCCCGAGGAACGCCGGUCACCCCCGGCCUCCGGGCUGCAGGCCCUGCGCGGUGGGGGCAGUGGAGGGGUAGGCGCCGUGGUGGUGAAGCAGGAGCCCCUGGAAGAGGACAGCCCCUCGUCCUCAUCGGCGGGGCUGGACAAGGCCCAGCGCUCCGUGAUCAAGCCCAUCAGCAUCGCUGGGGGCUUCUAUGGGGAGGAGCCCCUGCACACCCCCAUAGUGGUGACCUCCACUCCUGCCAUCACUCCAGGCACCUCGAACCUCGUCUUCACCUACCCCAGCGUCCUGGAGCAGGAGUCACCUGCGUCGCCCUCCGAGUCCUGCUCCAAGGCUCACCGCAGAAGCAGUAGCAGUGGGGACCAGUCAUCAGACUCCUUGAACUCCCCGACUCUGCUGGCUCUGUAACCCAGCUCCCAGGGGGGUCCUCGUCACUGCCUCCUUCCCAGGGACCAGCACCUUUCAGCACUCCAGGGCCAUGAGGGUAAGAAGGGGACCCUGCCCAGAGAGCUUCCUGGUUCUCGGGAGACCCAGGUGAGAUUUGGCAGUGGGGCAUUGGAGGACUUGGAUGAUCUCUUGGAAGUCACGGGACCUCCUCCCUCGUUCAUCUUGCAAAGCAAAUCCUGUUUCUUGAAAAACGUUGGAGAACUUGGUUUGGUGGACCCGGGCAUCUCUCUGGCUUCUGAAGAGCCUGAAGCUGGUGUGGACCGUUCCCAUCCCUUUGUCACCAUAUGUCUGUGGAGUGAUGGUGUCUUUCUCUGCCCCACCAAGCAUGCUUAGUGCCUUUUGGUUUCACCUGCCCACUAUUUGCCCCUUCCUUCCCCCAGUGUCAAUUUCACUUCCUCUUGGUUUUUAUCAAAUUUGCCAUGACAUUUCAUCUGGGUGGUCUGAAUAUUAAAGCUCUUCAUUUCUGGA
Kogia breviceps (pygmy sperm whale) is the source of this 4709-nucleotide messenger RNA. The record is from RefSeq and is a predicted model, not a curated record. NCBI's taxonomy places the organism in Eukaryota, Metazoa, Chordata, Mammalia, Artiodactyla, Physeteridae.